AUUUAGCGUCUUUUGUUACACGCGAACCAACUUUGUUAGAAACUAUAAAAGAACUUAUAUCGUCUAGUUCAUCUACGCGCGUGCACGAAGCCCUAUCGCGUCGAAUCCGCAAGGAUUCGGGAAAAUGUGAAACCUGCCUACGUAUGGAUAAUGAAGGAUUACUUAGUUGAAAUCUCAAGGAAUCUGGAAUUAUGAAGAACGUGGUCUUGGCAGAACCUAGAUGACUCCAGAUUCAAGAUACCUCCAUGGAUCAAAAUAUUGAAGGACUGCCAGAUUACAAAGAUAUCAAACAAAAUGAAUUUUGUUAUCGGAAACACAAGAAGCAGAAGGAGGAGGAUAUUGCAGUUUGCGAAUGCAAGUUUGAUGAUAAUGAUAACGAUAGUGCUUGUGGGGAGGGGUGCUUGAAUGUAUUAACUAGCACUGAGUGUACUCCUGGACAUUGUCCCUCUGGUGUUCAUUGCAGGAAUCAGAGAUUUCAGAAAUGUGAGUACGCAAAAACAAAGUUGUUCAAAACAGAAGGCCGUGGGUGGGGCCUUUUAGCUGAUGAGAACAUCAAGAAUGGACAGUUUAUUAUUGAAUAUUGUGGGGAAGUUAUUUCUUGGAAGGAAGCGAAGCGGAGAUCCCACACUUACGAAAAUCAGGGGCUCAAAGAUGCUUACAUCAUCUCUCUCAAUGCCUCUGAAUCAAUUGAUGCCACUAGAAAGGGAAGUCUUGCUAGAUUUAUAAAUCAUUCUUGCUUCCCAAACUGUGAAACAAGGAAGUGGAAUGUGUUGGGUGAAAUAAGGGUUGGAAUAUUUGCAAAGCAAGAUAUUUCCAUUGGGACUGAGUUGGCAUAUGAUUAUAAUUUCGAAUGGUAUGGAGGUGCCAAGGUUCGCUGCCUCUGUGGUGCGAGCAGCUGUUCAGGAUUCCUCGGAGCCAAGUCUCGUGGCUUCCUGGAGGAUACCUAUUUGUGGGAAGAUGACGAUGAUAGGUAUUCUGUUGAGAAAAUUCCACUUUACGAUUCCGCAGAGGAUGAUGAGCCUUACGUUAAGCUCCACACAGCAGUGACUAACACAUAUUCUGAGUUUGAAGGUUACCUGAAAAAUGAGGACCCAAUGAUCAUGGAUGAUUUGGGAGCUGAACAGCAGCUGGGAUCUACUGCAUUUAUUGAUACCUCAAAGGAUACGGUUCAAUUGCAAGAUAUAGUUGUAGGAGAAAUUAAAAAUGAUGCAAAAGAGGAGCCAGAAGAUCAUCCACAAAAUACGCAGCAGAAAUUUUCUGAUCAAAAUGCGAUGAUAUCUCGUAUUCGAAGUAAUACUGCUUGCCAUAACUAUCGCAUUGGACCUAGACCUGUGGCCAAGAAACGUUCAAGAAACUUAUCUAAUGGAAGGACAAAAAAAAUUUCUCUGAAGCAAGUAGAUGCUAAAUAUGUUGCUCGACUGUUAGAGAUGAAAGAAGCACAGGAUGAAGUCUUACAGUACGAGGAAACAAAGAAUAAAGUGAGUGCCGAACUUGAUUCGUUGUACAAUGAAAUACGACCUGCCAUUGAAGAAUAUGAAAGAGAUAGCCAAGACAGCGUAGCUACAAGUGUUGCGGAAAAGUGGAUAGAAGCAAGCUGUUUGAAACUGAAGGCAGAAUUUGAUCUUUAUUCUUCUAUAGUAAGAAAUGUUGCUUGCACUCCUUUAAGGUCAGGUGUCUCUACUGAACCUCAAGCUCUCGAAGCAGACGGCGACAAUGACCUGAAAUUGUUAACUAAUUAGACUGCUUAUCUCUGACAAUAUGAAACUGAAUUAGUUACUUUGGUAAACCAUUUUCCGUCACAUAUUAGCUGAUCGGUUGAGGGACACGAGUUCUUGUAAGAGGCAUCCUACAAGGUCUUCGGAGCAAUUGUUAUUGAAGCGUUUUCAGGUUAGAGGUAAUCAAAGCCUUCAAUUAUGAGCUUAUUUCUCAUUCUAUUCUUAAGGAUUUUUGUUUGCUGCUUGCUACCUAGUGCUGCCCUUGUUUGAAAUGACCAUUUAAUCUGAUCUAUUUUAAGGUCAAAAUACCAUUUUUGUCCAUUUA
Molecule: messenger RNA, 2040 nt
Organism: Cucumis sativus (cucumber)
Lineage: Eukaryota; Viridiplantae; Streptophyta; Magnoliopsida; Cucurbitales; Cucurbitaceae
Product: histone-lysine N-methyltransferase ASHH1
Exons: 12
Coding region: 246-1739 (497 amino acids)
Biological process (GO): regulation of DNA-templated transcription
Cellular component (GO): nucleus; chromatin
Molecular function (GO): histone H3K36 methyltransferase activity; protein binding
Source: RefSeq, a predicted model, not a curated record